This is a messenger RNA of Setaria italica (foxtail millet), 360 nucleotides long. RefSeq lists its product as uncharacterized. Bases 1 to 360 code for a protein of 119 amino acids. The transcript has a single exon. Lineage: Eukaryota; Viridiplantae; Streptophyta; Magnoliopsida; Poales; Poaceae. The record is from RefSeq and is a predicted model, not a curated record.
AUGGUGAGCGCGGCCACCGGAGCGAUGAGCUCCGUCCUCGCAAAGCUGGCGGAGCUGCUCCAUGAGAAGUACAAGCUUGCCAACAGGGUCCGCAAGAAUAUCGAGUUCCUCAGGUCAGAGCUCAGGGCCAUGAAUGACCUUCUGUAUGUGAUGGCAGACAUCGAGGAGCUCAACGCCGUCAACAAGGGGUGGCGGGACAGGGUGCGGGAGCUGGCCUACGACAUCGAGGAUUGCAUCGAUCUCUCUGUGGCCCGGCUCCAUUGUGCCGGCGGCGAUGCCAGCAAAGGCGGGUUCUUCGGCCCCAAGCAGCUGGCACGGAAGCUCAAGAAAAUCAGUGUGUCUUUUCAGAUCGCUCACUAG